Messenger RNA from Python bivittatus (Burmese python), 1221 nucleotides. RefSeq names its product prostaglandin E synthase (gene PTGES). Lineage: Eukaryota; Metazoa; Chordata; Lepidosauria; Squamata; Pythonidae. Gene Ontology annotation, cellular component: membrane. The record is from RefSeq and is a predicted model, not a curated record. Gene Ontology annotation, molecular function: prostaglandin-E synthase activity. Gene Ontology annotation, biological process: prostaglandin biosynthetic process.
CGAGCCCACUUUUACUGCAGCUGGGUCGCUUUCGGCUCGGCCUCUCGCGCAACCCAGGCCAUCUGCCCCGUAAAACGACAGCUAAGCCACGACGGUUUCAUGUGUUAUAUCACCCCGCUCUCGAAGUGGCUCGAUUAGGAUUAAGUGGCAAUGCCUGUGCCUUGCAAAGGAGGGCUGAUCGGCCGAAAAGAGAUCCACCCCUUUCUUUAUUGCCAGACUAUAUCAUGCUCAAGAGCUCAGACCUCUUAAAGAAACAGCCGUCUCCGGCGUGCCAGAAUGAUGGAGAAUGAAGUCUUUGCCUCUUUCGUUUUCUUCGCCACCCUUCUGAUCCUGAAAAUGUACGCAGUGGCCAUUAUUACGGGGCAAGUGAGGCUUCGGAAAAAGGCAUUUGCCAAUCCUGAGGACGCUCUGAAACAUGGUGGCCUGGAGUUCUACAGAGAAGACCCCGAUGUGCAAAGGUGUCUCAGAGCUCAUCGAAACGACAUGGAAAACAUCUACCCGUUUUUGUUCAUCGGGUCUGUCUAUAGCUUCCUGCACCCCAAUCCAGUUGUGGCUUGGAUCCACUUCCUGAUUUUCUUCCUUGGCCGGAUGAUCCACACCGUGGCUUAUCUUCUCCAGCUGAGAGCACCCAUCCGAUCGGUGGCCUACAGCGUGGCUCAGAUUCCGUGCUUCUCCAUGGCCCUACAGAUCAUCAUCUCAGUUAUCAAACAUUAGUGAAAGUCGGUGACCUUCGUCCCCAGCGGCUCUUGGGUGAUGGAAAACUGAGAGAAUGUGAAGGAUGGCAGAAGUCCAAGCAGAGGGAAUAAAUAUUUCAUCUUAAUGCUGGGUUAUCGUUAGCUAGUUUUGCCUUCUCUCUCUUGGGUGGAAAGGGACUACAUUUGGUGGACUUCUCAUCUCCUUGUCUCUAGUUGUAAGCUGUGGAUAAGCUGUGGAUUAUAAUUCUGUAAGGUCUGAGCUUGAUUUGGAGUGAUUUAAGAUGUGGGCAUGCCCAGAACAUUAGAACUUGAGUGGGUGUGUAUGAAAGGAGGAUUUCUUCUGCGUAAAUUGAGGUAUGAAAUAUUUUUUCGUCUUGAUGGCCACCUCACCUCAGGGGAAACAUUUGGGGUCCCCAUUCCAGCUAUGACUUUGUUCAGAGCCCAACGUAUGCUGAGUUAUGAAUGUGACUCUUAAUCUUCACACCGUCUGUCAUCGAAGAAACAAAAAACAUUAAAAGAAAUUUGU